GGCAACAAUGCAAGCGAUCACCGGCGAGCGGUGUGUCAGUUAGUGCUUUUGUGUUUUUAUGAUUUUCAACGCUUGGUGUUCUGUGGUGUGAUUUUUCAAUGAAACAUCCAGCCAAGAUGGCUUCCAAUUUCUUUGUGAACGAAAUAACUUUUGGUUUACUUUUUUGAGUUAUGAAUUAAACUGGUGAAAUUGUGUGAUAGUGUAUAAAUACAGUUUUUCAACAAGUGCCCUUAAUGUUGAUUACAAUUAAAACGCAGCGUUAUCGAAGCAAAUGAGAAUAUUUAUUCUAAUGUUAUUACUGUAUAGAACAUAGAAUUUUGUGAUAGAAACAAACUGGUGGUAGCUAAAAUGGGCCGUUAUUUUUAUAUUAUAUACAUCUUUACAUGUUUUCCAUUAAUUAAUGGUCAAACUACGAUUAUACAUGGUUAUAAUGACAAUUCUGUUGAAUCGUUCUUAUCAACACAAGCCAAAAGCGCGAAUAUAAGAGUUGAUAACCACAAGCCUAAGUUUAAGGAAUGUCAAAAUUACAGACCCUCUGUUAAGGAAGAACAGAGGGCAAACACUUACGUUAUGACUGUAACCGCGUUCGAUGAAGAUCCGAAAGAUGCAGGAGGUACAGUAACGUAUUCGAUAAUUCACAGGGAAGGAGAACGUGUCCUGUUUCAAAUAAAUAAUGUUACUGGACAAUUAACGACCAUUCAGCCUUUCGAUCGCGACGAACCUCUCAGACAAAAAGAACUUUACGUUACCGUACAAGCCAUCGAUAAUGGAAUACCGCCUUUGGCUGACAUUUGUACUUUUACCGUUACGAUUACUGAUAUUAACGAUAACGCUCCACAAUUGGAUAAAGUGGAGUAUAACACACAAGUAUCCGAAGAUUUAAAAAUCAACAGUGAAGUUAUGCGUGUCUUUGCCUACGAUAUUGAUGAUGGAGAAAAUUCAAGACUGUCGUACAACUUUUCUGAUCACGAUAGACUCUUCACGCAAUAUUUCAGGAUCGAUAGAGAUACUGGCGUUGUUUAUUUAAAGGACUCGCUAAACGAUAAAAAGAAUACUAGGUUUAACAGUGUCGUAUAUGUGUCUGAUAACGGGAUAGAUGAUCAGGAAGGUCAAAAAUAUUCAAUGGUUAAUGUAUCGAUUACCGUGGUAGGUUCUGACAAACAACCUCCGAAGUUCACCCGCAGGUAUCCCGAAGGACCCAUUAUAAUCCCAGAGAAUUUCAAUGAUUUUUCGAAACAUUUAGUCACAGUAGAAGCCGAAUCCAACAUAAAGGAUCCGGCUAUAGCUUUCGAAUUGGCAAAAGGUAAAACAUAUCAAACGAAUAAGGAUCAAACAUUCCUCUUGGAAGCAGAGGGUAACAUCGCUCACAUAAAAUUAGUACGUGCGCUCGAUUACGAAACUGUAACUGAAUACACCUUGCAAGUGCGCAUCAAAAAUAAAGAUUCAAUGGAUUCGUCAAUUAAUAUACCGAUAAAAGUCGCCGAUGUAAACGAUGAAAUUCCAAAUUUUUUGGAGUUUCUCAAAGGCAGCAUAGUGGAAAAUGAUAAUGCCGGUGUACAGGCCAUCCAAGUCAGAGCCAUCGACAAAGACGGUACGGCAGCUAAUAAUAUUGUCAGCUACGAACUGGUAGAUAACACAGAUCUUUUCGCCAUCGACAAAUCGACAGGAGUCAUUACAUCGAAAGUCGCAUUUGAUCGUGAAGAAGUACCUCUUUAUCACGUAAAUGUCAAAGCUUAUGACAAUUCACCGUCGGCUCUUUACAAUACAACCGAACCGAAUAUCGUCAUACAAACGUUUCAAAUUAGUAUAGAAGAUCAAAACGACAACAAACCCAGAUUUCGGCAUCCUAUUUACCAAUUUAGCAACAUAACGGAGUUAUCGGACAAACUAAGUAUUGUUGGGGAAGUCCAAGCUCUGGAUAACGACACGGCUUCACAAAUAACCUACAGUAUUACUUCCGGUAACACAAACGAUUCGUUUAUGAUUGAAAACACCACCGGAAGAAUACGAGUCAACGGUAGAUUGGAUUACGAGCAAAUCGAGCAGUACAAUUUGACCGUCAGGGCUUUCGAUGGAGCAUUCGAAGAUUUCGCCGACGUCUACAUUUCGAUACUGAACGAAAACGACGAAAGGCCCGUCUUCAAGCCGUAUCUGAAAGACGUGGACAUCGAAGAGGAAAGCGCCCGAGCCGAAUGCGUUUUAAUCGUCGAAGCGUACGAUCCCGACAUCAAAGACAGAAACGCCGACCAGCACAUUGUCUACGAAGUGGCGAAAGAGCAGAGCGAUUUUCUCCAAGUCGAUUCCAAAGGUUGCGUUACCGUCACCAAACCGCUCGACAGGGAUCCCCCGUUCGGCAAUCCGGCGAGGCAAGUGUUUAUAUACGCCCGCGACAACGACGGGGGCACCAAUUCCUUGAUCGAUACCGCCGAAAUUGAAAUCCAUUUGAUCGAUAUUAACGACAACGCGCCUUUCUUGAACGUCACUGAAAUAGUCUGGUACGAGGGACAAGAUCCUGGUUUAAUAGGUAACUUGAGCGCUGAUGAUUACGAUGGUCCGGAUAACGGGCCUCCGUUUAAGUUUCGAUUAGCAGAUACAGCUACUCAGGAUAUCCAGAGCAAAUUCUCCGUUAAUACGCAAGGACUACUGUAUGCUUUAGAGGAAUUUGACAGGGAAAAGCAGAAAUACUACGAUAUACCAAUCAGUAUAACAGACAGCGGAAUUCCUGAACAAACUGGUACCAGCAUUCUCAGAGUUAUUAUAGGAGAUAUCAAUGAUAAUGUUGCUGGUGAUGGUAAUAGUACUAUUUUCGUUUAUAAAUACGUCAAUGGACCCGAUACAGACAUCGAAAUUGGCCGAGUGUUUGUUGAAGAUUUGGACGAUUGGGAUUUAGAUGAUAAAGUGUUCAUUCAAUUAGAUAGCAUUGACGAAUUUUCUCUAAACAAAUCCAACAAAGGCAUGAUUCUUAUGAGACCAACCACAUCAGAAGGUACCUACGUUGUUCAUUACAAAGUUACCGAAACCCAUGAACCCACUAUUCCAAGACACACCGUAAACGCUAUAGUUACAAUAACUAUUAAAGAAUUACCAGAAGAGGCUGUUUUUAAAUCGGGCUCUAUUCGUAUAAAAGAUGUAUCCAAAGAAGACUUUGUGGAAAGCUCAGAGAAUAAUUUGGGCAAGAAGGAUAUCUUACAACAAGAACUUUCUAAAAUCUUGAACACAUCUUUAACGAACGUAGACGUCUUUACAGUUCUUAAUUCCCCCCAUCAAAACAGUUCGUUCGUAGACGUGAGAUUCUCCGCACACGGUUCUCCGUAUUACGCUCCGGAAAAGCUUCAGAAUAAAAUUACUGAGCACCAAAACGAGCUUGAACGUAAACUGGGCGUCGAAUUCGCAAUGAUCAACAUCAACGAGUGCCUGAACGAAACCGUUUGCGGAACCGACAACUCGUGCACGAACAAACUCAACGUAAAUCGAGAGCCGGCUGUUGUUUUUACCAACAGAACGUCGUUCGUUGGAGUGAACGCCUACGUCGAUCCAGUCUGCGCUUCCAUUCCUCGAAACGAAGGCUGCCUAAAUGGCGGUGUACUAAUCGAAAAUGCAGCGUGCGAUUGCUCCGUAGGCGACGGGCCCCAUUGUGAAAUACUGUCCGUCGGGUUCACCGGAAACGGUUGGGCGCUCUAUCCUUCUUUCGAUGCAUCGAACAAAACCGAAAUCGUUUUGCACAUUGAAGCGCACAGCGACAACGGUCUGAUUUUUUACAAUGGACCGCUUAAUACCAGGCAAAGUGUUCUAUCCAAAGAUUACAUAUCGUUGGAACUGAGAGAUGGUUAUCCAUUGUUAACUAUAUGCACCGGUGGUAGCAUUAAAGAAAUAUAUCUUACCAAAAACAUACCUAAACUGAACGAUCACACAACGCAUAAGCUUAAAAUAGGUUCUGGUGUAGAUGAUAUGUCUUUAGAAGUAGAUGACUGUGGUACAAAGUGCUACGUGUGGAUCAAUAAGGACAACAAAGGAGUAGUAAGAGCGAACGGGCCGCUGCAAAUUGGCGGGUUGAAGAACAGAUUCAACGAUGAAGAGUUCAAAUCGAUUUGGAACCAUUUACCGCCCACUCCGAUGGGCUUCACUGGCUGCAUUAAAAAUUUGACUUACAACGAAUAUUUCUACAAUCUCGGAGGUCCAUCGGACAUGUACCAAGCCUACCCCGAUUGCAACUACGGCGUGAUCCAAGCCGUUACUUUUAUCAUCGACUCGAAUUUCUUGGUUGCCUUGCUCGUGUGCUUGGCGAUAUUGAUCAUACUUCUGUUGGCUGUCGUGGUGCACAGGCGCAAACGGGACAAUAUUAACGAGAAAGAAAUGGACGAUACGCGCGAGAAUAUAAUAAACUACGAAGAUGAGGGCGGCGGCGAAUGCGACACGAACUACGAUUUGUCCGUUUUGCGGCAGAACAACCUCGACGAGAAAUCGAUGUUGAGGGACAAUCCGGACGUGCCUGCGGACAUCAGUUGCUUCCUGGACAACAAGAAAGAUAAUUGUGAUAAAGACCCCGAUAAUUUGCCUUUCGACGAUGUUCGCCAUUACGCAUACGAAGGCGAUGGAAACAGCACCGGAUCACUUUCUUCUCUCGCGUCCUGCACCGACGAGGGCGAUUUGAAAUUCAAUUAUCUAUCGAACUUCGGUCCUAGAUUCAGGAAGCUGGCGGAUAUGUACGGUGAAGAUCCGAGCGAUGAAGAUUCUCAUGACGGCGGAGAGGAAUCUUGGUGCUAAGAUUCGACGACUCCUGUAAAGCCCAUAGAAACUUAAUUGUACUUAAAGGACUAUUUUUGUUAACCAAAGAUUGGAAAAUUUUUUGGAUGUACUGAAUGAACAAUCAAUGUAUAUAUUUGUGACUACGGUAAUUGUCUUCAGACUGAGACAUAGCUAAUGCUAUAUUUUUCAUUUCAUAUCUUAUUUAUGCCAUUUGAUGGAAUAAUUUUCUGGAAAUCUUUUCUACGACAUUACUGUGAUUUAAACCAAUUAGAAUAAGUAAUUUCACAUGAUCAGUUCCAUUUUUUUUAUUAUAUAUUUCAGUCAGUAUUUUUGGACAGUUAUUAAUAAAAUAAGCAAAUGCGAAAUUUACAAACGAAGAAAUAUUAUAGCACAAUGUCAUCAACGUAGUUUAUUUUUAGACUUUGCAAUUUCGGGGCCUUAUGAAAAUAUAUGCCUUUUAGAUUAAGCGCAAAUACACUUAUUCCUUAAAACGAGAGCAAAUCAAAUAUUUUUUCUAUAUAGAUUUUAGGUGUUUAUUAAUUAAUACUGUUGUAGACUACUUUAAAUAUAGGUUAAAUGUUUAAAUAUCUUACAAAAUUUGAACUUUGUCAAUAUUUUUAAAUUUAGAAUUUAUUGAAGGGAACCCAUGAAAUUAUAUAUUUUCUAUUUUUAUGUUCCAUUAGGAAUGAAUUAGAUUUCAUUGGUCCCUUAUUUGUUAUUGAUUUAGUUUAAAUUUAAAUGAACACAUUUUUUAUUGACCAUAUUCUAAUGAUAAAUGGAAAUCGAGAAAACCCUUUUACAGUACUGCUCAAAAAUGAAUGUCCAAAAGUAGAGAAUUUUCCUGAUUUUCAUUUACCAUUUUAUUUGUAUCACAAAAUGCAGUCUGUAGAGAUUUCUUUUCGCAAAAGAAAAAUAAUUUUAGUUAAUCAUAUCUUCUGUCAAUUUUAUGAAACUGAAUAGUUAAAAAUAUGUGCCUUCAUUAAAAAGACAAAACGUGCAAAUAUGUCUCUGUGGACUGUUUUAUGGUGCAAUUUUUUCGGAUACAUUAGUCAAAUAAUAUAGGUUGUGCUUCAACAGCUAAGUAACAGAACUUACUAAUGGAUUGGAGAAAAUCGAGACUGAAUUUCUAAUGUUUUGAUACUUUAGAUAUUUUUUAAAUUUCCUUUUUUUUGUUAACUUGUUGUAUAUCGAGUGAUUAUGAUUGAGGCUUCGACGUUUUAAAUUAUUUAAAACAAUUAAAUUAAUUUCACAACUAUGCAAAAACAUUUAUUUAUUGUAGUAAAAAUGUAGCAAUCUCCAUUUUUUGUUAGUAAGUGUUUGUUAAUAUUUUGUACAAUAUACUAUAAAGGGCGCAUAUAUUAUAUAGAUUAUGUAUAUGUAUACUGCUUAAUUUGUAUUUAUUUUUAUUAAUCGAACAUUCCUUUAACUAUUUAUAUAUUUGUGAUCAGUAUGGCAGCCAUAGGUAAGAAUUUUUAGUUUUUUUUAUUUUACUUCAUUUCAUUCCUUUAUUUUCGAAUCAGUAUUUUUAUGUGUGCAUUGAAAGUAUGCAUCAUGGCAACUGCAAGAAUGUAGAAGUACUGAUUACUUUAUUAAUUUGCGUCUUUAAAAAUGUGCCUUUAAUGAGCUGCAAGUAGAGAUGAUUUUCAUGCUCUUGAAAUCUUGCUCACUGCCAUUUGUUAAACGUAUAACAAACAUCAUUUUUUAAAUAAAUGUUUAAAAAGGAUAUCGCAAGAUUUUAUUUCGAAUUAUGUAACCAUUAGAGAGGAAAUAAAC
Messenger RNA from Phyllotreta striolata, 6519 nucleotides. The record is from the annotation of a GenBank genome assembly. NCBI's taxonomy places the organism in Eukaryota, Metazoa, Arthropoda, Insecta, Coleoptera, Chrysomelidae.